Messenger RNA from Drosophila erecta, 1133 nucleotides. Its product is annotated as sentrin-specific protease 8. The coding region runs from base 35 to 1066 and encodes 343 amino acids. Gene Ontology annotation, biological process: proteolysis. The record is from RefSeq and is a predicted model, not a curated record. Gene Ontology annotation, molecular function: cysteine-type peptidase activity; deNEDDylase activity. The transcript is spliced from 2 exons. Lineage: Eukaryota; Metazoa; Arthropoda; Insecta; Diptera; Drosophilidae.
CCUAGCACUCGUUGGUAAACAAUUCCAAACCCAAAUGAAUACAACAGAUACAGUAGCCACAAAAAGAACAAAAAACACCACAUUGCCGAGCAUUGGCCAAGUCAGGAUGCUGGUGGCCAAUAAGCUGCCCAAAACAAAGAACCAGGAGGAGUCCCUCCAGGAUAAGAAGCCCACAGUGAUGGCCAAGCCGAAUGCGAAGGGCAAGGUCAAGGAGAAGGCAAAGGGCAAGGUCAAGGGCAAGGGCAAGGGCAUGGCCAAGGCCAAGGCCACGGGCAAGGCCAAGGGCAACGGCAAGGACAAGGACAAGGACAAGUACAUAAUAAGGGACUCCGACGCGAGCACCCCGUUGGCACUGGAGCGGGGCAGCGGGGACGGACCGCAUCAGGUGGCCCAGCCGAGCCUGGUGGCGCUCCACUUCAUGAACAUCUCGCUGCGACACUCGGAUGUCCAGCUGCUCCAGUCCGCUCACGAGGGCGUCAACGAGCGGCUGAUGGCUUUCUACUACGCCUACCUCCAGCACCGCCGGUACCGCUCCGAGCCGGAUCUGUACUUCCUGAAUCCGGCCCUGGCGGCCCGAGUGCGCCACAUGGACCUGCGCCAGUUGUGGGCCAUGGUGCGCGACCGCCGCCUCACCGAGAAGCAGUUCGUCCUGGUGCCGCUUUGCAACCAUCCAAGAUCCAACGGACACUGGUCCCUACUGUUGAUUUCGCGGCCGGACAGCAAGUUCUACCACUACGACUCGUUGGACAACUGCCAUUCGCCGCUGGCCGUCUCGGUGUCGGAAACUCUACGAGCGCCCCUCGCGGCCUGGAAGUUCGCCCUGGUCACGGGUCGCUGCCUCCAGCAGCAGCGCCAGCCUGCUGGCAAGGAAGGCUCCAGCCGCGACCCCGCUUCCGGAAUCCACCUCAUGUGCAUGACGGAUCACGUGGCGGACUAUGUGACCAGAUGCGGAUACGCCACCAGUUCGCUGCUCAUCGCCGUGGACCAAAUCGCUGCGAUGCGCACCCACCUGCUCGAGCUGAUCCUGUCGCUCGGCGGGAACCUCCCCUCGAAGAGGGGCCACUAAAACAGGAUGCCCCCGUUCGUUUGCUUUCCGUUUGUUGACGCAUAAAAAUGAGAAAAAAAUUCAAAAA